Messenger RNA from Amaranthus tricolor (Joseph's coat), 1632 nucleotides. RefSeq lists its product as uncharacterized. NCBI's taxonomy places the organism in Eukaryota, Viridiplantae, Streptophyta, Magnoliopsida, Caryophyllales, Amaranthaceae. The record is from RefSeq and is a predicted model, not a curated record. Bases 64 to 1119 code for a protein of 351 amino acids. The transcript is spliced from 12 exons.
UUAGGCUCGCAUAGUCGCAUCGUUGAAUACUCCAUAGUCCAUCCUCUUCUAAAUACUUCAACAAUGGCGACAAUGGCGACGCAACACCAUUUUCUCUCAUUCAGUCCUUCAUACUCCUUUCAAACUCCUUCCCUCCAUUUUUUCAGACCUCACAAUUCUCUCCACUUUAGAAAUUCUUUCCAAACUAACAUACCUAAUCAACAGUAUGCUUCUUCUUCUACUAGCUUUCGAGCAAAAUCAAUGUCCUCUUCAUUGCCUGCUUCUUACAAAAUCUCAGGUACUGAUACUGGUGAUCCUGAGCUGAGGACAGUCCUUGAACUUGCUACUAACUCUGAACUUUUCGAGAUUGAAGAAAUUCUCUUUGGUCCCAGCUACCUUAGUCCUCUUCUGAAGUCCAUGACUAGUGUAGUGGAAUUCGAUCAUUUCAUGAUUGAGGAGGACACUAAAGAGCGAGAUCAUUUUAUUCAAAUUCUCGAGUCUCGAUUCUUAUAUCUCGCUGCUGAUGCUCGUUCUACAUUGAGAGGUUGGAGACCAUCAUAUAGAAAUGUGUUGCUUGAUGUAAGAAAAGAAUUGAAAAUUUCUUGUUCCACAAAAUUAUCUACGGAAGACUUAGAGGUGGAAAUCUUUAUUCAUCUACUUAAGGAAUGUUCAAGAGACAGUGAUACUGCUGCUGCUAUAAGAACUGGGACUGCUGAACUAUGUUCUAUGCUUCUUAAAGGCGGCCAAUUAAUUUCCUUGUUGAAGAUUUCUGAAUUGGUAUCAACAAGGUUGUCAGGAAAAAUACUUACUGAAGCAGCCGUACAUAAGCUAAAUAAAGAAGUUGUAAAGAAGGGGGUUACUAGAGCUGCAUCAAAUCUUUUUGGAUUUCAGAGUUUGUCUGCAUUUAUUGGUCCAGUUUUAAGGUCUUUGGCGGAAGUUAAUGCAUUGGACAUUAGCACCCUCCGGUCCUCCCUGAAUAUAAAGCAAUUGUUUCAUAUCAUAAACUGGUGUGGGGAACAUUUUUGGCGGACAUUGUCAUCCAAAUGCUGGGAACUGAUUAUAUUAGGAUCCUGCAAGCUAUUAAUGUCUUUUCUCAGAUCCGUAUUCUUCGCAGACACGGUCUACACUUGGAUAGACUGAAAGCUAAAAUUUGAGAAGGUGCUGCAUUUUCUCAAUCUCUUUGUGUACAUUAUCCGAAAUGUUUUCUGCUUGAAGAAACAGAGUCGAAAUUGAGUCGAAGUUAUGCAGGGAUUUGGUUUCGACAAAAUGUUGGUUGCGCUUAAAUAUGUUCGUGUAUGUGUAACCUGUAAAUCGUAACAAGGACUCCAUCUGGGUGUGCUAAUUGCUAACAAUUAGAAGGGAAGUGUUGCAAAUUAUUUUGCACAUUGCAGAUUACUGCUUCAAUCCAAGUGAGUUAUAUGUGCAUUUGGUUGCAAUUUGCAAAUAUGCAAAAUAUGGAAAAGAUGAUGGCUAAGCGGCAACAAUGAUUAGGCAGUUUUUUUGUAAAAGGAAAAGACGACAAUAUUUACAAUGUUAAGGAAAAUGUUAUAUUUUUUGAAUUCUACUUUUAAGUGAAAAUCGAUUUUAAGUACUAUUUUUAGUGAAAAUCGAUUUUAAGUACUAUUUUUUAUAAAAGGUCUUGAGUUUGAUUCU